This is a messenger RNA of Candidula unifasciata, 3408 nucleotides long. NCBI's taxonomy places the organism in Eukaryota, Metazoa, Mollusca, Gastropoda, Stylommatophora, Geomitridae. The record is from the annotation of a GenBank genome assembly.
AUGGAAGAAUUACCCAGUGUUGAGGCAUCGGAAUAUGGUGGUGAAACUAAGUCGUCGCCGCUCCCGUCGGUUUAUGAACAUAUUGAAGGUAACAGGUGUGUUAAUUCUGCUACAGAAAGGGAGGAGGGGCAUCUGGGAAUCGUAGAAUCCUUCCAGGUGAAGGAUACGAUCCCCCCGACUGUGUCUUCCGUGGUGGAUAGUGAUAGUAAUUCCAGGCAGGACUUGUCUUCAAACGGAGAGAGGAAUUAUGAGUCUGAGCCGGUGUCCGCUAAAAAGAUUGAGUCGCCUCAGAAGAAAAAGGGGAAUCGAGGUCACAUCAGUCACCAAGGAAAAACGAUGUUUCCAAGACCACAGACAUUGCCUAUGUCUAAAGAAUUGAGGGAGUUGACAAGGAAGCAUGCAUUGUUGGAGAAGAAUCUGAAAAUAGAUGGGUUGCCAGAUCCGUUUCCAAAGUUUAGAAAGAGAAGGCUGUCUUUGAGUUCAAAUGUUGGAAGGCCACACGAUAAGGAUGCCCCAGUUUAUAAGAGAAAGAGAUUGGUGUCCGUUGAUACCAGGCCCAAGAGAGACCAUAUGCCAAAGUGGGAGCUGAUGGGUGGAGAUGCACAUGACCCACUGAACCUGAAUGGCUUAGCACAUAGUGAGGAGGGGAGACUGUUGAAUUCAAAGACACCUGAAAGUUCUCCUUUGCGGACGCCGGAUUUUAGGAAAAUUGUUUAUGUGAAAGUUCCACCAAACAUUGAAGAUCCACUGAAUCUGGAAGGGAAACAUGAUCAGAGUGUGAUUGACAAGAUGCUGAAUUCAACAGUGAAGAAACGGCACAGGUCCAAGAAAAAGAAAAAUGAUGACAGUCAUCAAACUGUGCCAGAAACCGUUGCAGCUGCACAGCUGUGCACAGUUAAUUCAGUAGAAGAAUCGGCAAUGGAAGCAUCUGUGCCACAGUCUGAACCGCAAGCAGUCAAGCAAGGAGCAAAAGAGGAUCUUGAAACUAAAACCAUGGAUGUAUCGACCACACCAACUAAACUGCCUGUACCAAUUUCCAGAAGGUCACGAUCAAGGUCACUUAGUAUGAGCCCUGAGAGAAAGUUCAGACGGCAGUUGAGUGGUGGAAAAGGGAAAGCCGGCCCUAAUGAACCCAAGAAGUUUCCAGAGAAACCAAAGUUUACAUUGGGAAAUUAUAAUAGGUACUAUGGUUACCGAAACAAAGACAGUGUGCCAGACCCUCGUCUCCAGUAUUUUGAUCCAUCCUGGUUCAAGGGCAGAGAUGUUCUAGAUAUUGGUUGUAACGUGGGGCACAUAACCCUGGCAGUCGCAGAGCAUUUCCAGCCACACAAAAUUCUGGGGAUGGACAUUGAUGGGAAGCUUAUCCAGGCAGCUCGGCAGAAUAUCCGGCACAUGCUGAGUCUGAGGAGGAAGGAUUCAUCCAAGUAUCCGACCUCAUUUGAGAUGAUACGGGGUCCACGAGAAGCUCAUCCAUUGAUGGGGUUGUCGGAUAAUUUUCCAAAUAAUGUCUUGUUCUUACAGGGCAAUUACGUGCCAGGCAGUGAAGAGAUCUUAAACUUACAAAAGGAGGAAUUUGAUACUAUUCUGGCCCUGUCUAUAACCAAGUGGAUCCACCUCAACAGCGGAGAUGAUGGCCUCAAGCUGUUCUUCCAGAAAAUCUUUCGACAGUUGCGGCCAGGCGGCAGGUUGAUCCUUGAACCCCAGCCAUGGUCCACGUACAGGAAGCGAGCAAAGUUGACGCCGGAGAUGUUUGCAAAGUACCAGGCAAUCAAACUAAAACCAGAGGGUUUCAAGCAUUACCUGCUGUCAAUUGGUUUUGUCAAGUGUGAAGUCGUCGGUGUGCCAGUAACCAAAUCAAAAGGUUUCCGCCGACCGUUAAUUCUGUUCACGAAAAGUGAUAACAGGCAGACUCCAAAUGUGGUGGUGGAAGAGGUGGAUGUGCGUGAGGUCUGCCAGGAAUGUGGCAGCACAAACAAAAACAUGUGUCACCACCCGCAGUUCACCGGCAUGCGGCGGGGGCCUUAUGCUAGCCUCAUGUACGAUCACUUCAACUACCCCUACGCAUCUUCAGACUCACCAUAUGUUUCAUCGUCACGCACAUAUGCAAACUGCGGCUACUCUUUCAACAUGCCAGGCAGCGAGGACCUCCUGGGCCCCCUUGAUAGUGGUGAUGGCAGCAGUGACAUUUCUGCAGGUUUCCAGAGCAAUGGCGAAAGGUGGGGAAGCAGUGAAAGAAGCGACACUAGCACUAGUAGCAGUAAUAGGUCAGUCAGCAGUAGUAGCCACAGUAGUAGUUAUGAGUCUCAGAGCGGCAGCAGCAGCAGCAGUCGGAGCUACGGCUCCUCAGAUGUUAACGGGUCUGAUACACCUUGGUCCAGCAGUUCUUCGUACUUCAGCCCGGCUCCAAGCGGGGCCAAUGGCAAUGUUUCUGGGCUCCAGUACAAUCCAAAUAAUGCUCGGCUUAAUGGCGACAUUGCACAUGAGUUUGACAGUCCCGACCACAAUGGACCGCAUGGCGAAUUUGCAUCUGAUUAUGUCAGCCCAGAGCCGGCAGUGCCGGUAGAUAUGGUAGUUGAGGAAGGCAGUCCACAGCUGAUUGAAUCUAGUAUCAAUGAGGAUCAGAUGUCACAGCACAAUACACUAUCAGAGAGCAUGGAUAUCGCCAGUGAUAAUGAUAUCAGUAAGGCAGUUGUGCGAGGGGACAUUGAACAUGAUGAUGAUGAUGUGCCAUAUUCUGGUGGGGGAGGUGAUGAUAAUGAUCUGCCUGAGGAAGGUGAACAUCUGGUCCUGUCGGAGCAAGUCUAUGUUUCCUAUUCUGUGGACGGUGACGUACCUGAGGUCUCUGAGCGCCAGAUAAUAACGGAGGCUGCAUAUAUUUCAAAUUCUGCCAGCAACGACGUGCCUGAAGAAGGUGGUUUUCGGGUGGUACCGGAACCUGCUAAUAUUUUAAAUUCUGUGGAUAGUGAUGCGCACGAAGAGCGGGAUAAUCGGGUUGUACCAGAACCUGCGCAUAUUUCAGAUUCGGCUAGCUGUGAUGCACUUGAAGAAUGUGAGGGCCAGGACAUACAGGAGCCGGCUUUCAUUUUAAAUUCCGAGGACAGUGCGUUGUCUGGAGACGGUAAUCAUCGGGUGGUUCCUGAGCCUGUGCGUAUUUUUGAUUCCGUGGACAAUGACGUUCGUGAAGAUGGUGAUAAUUGGGUUUUACCCGCACCUGGACAUGUUUCUGAUUCCGUGGACAGUGACAUACCUGGAGAAGAUGAGCAUCAGGUGGUACCGCAGAUUGAGUAUAUUGCAGACGCUGUGAACGAUGACAGUGCUGUUAAUGUUCAGCAGCCCUUGGACGUUGAUAGCCAGGAUGCAAAUGUGGAAACUGGGAUAGCAGACCCGUCGGCAGACACAAGCGUAUGA